This is a messenger RNA of Recurvomyces mirabilis, 540 nucleotides long. RefSeq lists its product as uncharacterized. The transcript is spliced from 2 exons. Bases 1 to 540 code for a protein of 179 amino acids. The record is from RefSeq and is a predicted model, not a curated record. Lineage: Eukaryota; Fungi; Ascomycota; Dothideomycetes; Mycosphaerellales; Teratosphaeriaceae.
AUGUCUCUAGCUCCACCCUUCACGGCCGAGACAGCACACAAGAAAGUCAAGGUUGCGCAGGAUCUAUGGAAUACACGAGAUCCCGAGCGCAUAGCCAAAGUCUACACAACCGACUCCAUCUGGCGCAACCGCGAUAAGCUCCUCUCCGGCACAGAAGAAAUCACCCAAUUCUUGACCUCGAAAUGGCAGAAGGAGAAGAAUUACAAGUCCGUCUCCUCGCCCGUUCAGCCUCUCCUCUGCUUUCUCCGCGCCGCACUGACUUGUCUACUCACCAUCGUAUGUAGACUCCGCAAAGAACUCUUCACUUUCUCCUCCAACAAGAUCGCCGUGCAGUUCUGGUAUGAGUACCAGGAUUCUCACGACGGCAUGAAGUGGAAGCGGUGUUAUGGUCUCGAGGACUGGACGUAUGACGAUGCAGAUGCUGGUAAGAUGCGGAAGCGGAUGAUGAGUGGGAAUGAUGUUGAGAUUUCCGAAGACGAGCGGUGGUUCAAGGAUGGGGUGGAUGUGAAUAGUGUUGACAUCUCCGAGAAGCAUUGGUGA